Messenger RNA from Strigops habroptila (Kakapo), 3372 nucleotides. It is a transcript of the gene ARRDC2, whose product is annotated as arrestin domain containing 2. Lineage: Eukaryota; Metazoa; Chordata; Aves; Psittaciformes; Psittacidae. Gene Ontology annotation, cellular component: cytoplasm; plasma membrane. The coding region runs from base 594 to 2048 and encodes 484 amino acids. The transcript is spliced from 8 exons. The record is from RefSeq and is a predicted model, not a curated record. Gene Ontology annotation, biological process: protein transport.
GCUGCUAAUGGUGAUGUCGCCCUGAGAAUCCCCAGUUUGAGCACUGGCAGCAGUAGAUGCUGUGCAUAGAGCGAGUCCCCCCCCGCCGUGCCUGGCCGUGUGUUUUGUCACUGGGUUUUGGAGCAGCACCACACAAAGCCCAGCACGAUCUGGUAGGAAACCAGCACUCGCCUGGUUAACAAACAGGCGCAGGGAAGAUGUGCUGCUCACUGCAGUUGCACAAGCUGAACCCCAGCCAGUUCUUCAUUUCUUAGAAAAAAAAACAAAGCCAUGUCCCAGACCAGUUUUCCCUUCAUCGCCAGUUGGCCAGAAGGAGCCCAGAUCCAGUUGCAGCCUGUUCUGACCCCUGGGAAUGGUUCUUGGGAAAGGAAGGACGUGGAUCUGUGUGUGGCGAAGCCUCUCGCCGGUGGGAAGUGGAAUGAAAGGGGCUGCUGCCUCGGAACGCAGAUUCUGGCUCAUGGAGGAAAGGAUGAGGAUGGGGUGGGAGCUGCGGGGAGGCUUGUAGGGCACACAGGACCUUAUCCCAGGCACCGUGAACCAUCCUGCUCCGGGACACGUUCCCGUGAGCUGCUGCGGUCCAGGCACCCAUCGGGAUGCCUCGGUGCGAUGUAGGACGCGCCGGAACGGGACACCCGACCCCACAGGAACCCCCCCGGCUCCCGGCAGCGAGGGGGCCAGGCUCGCACAUGCUCGCUGCCUUGUUUUGCAGAGCUCGGCGCGGCCGCCCCGUCCCGCCCCACCGGGGCCGCCCCCGGCCGCGCCGGGCUCUUAAGGCGGCGGAGGCGGCGGCGGGGCCGGGCUGCGCCGCGCCGCAGGGACGGGCUCUCGCCAUGCUCUUCGAUCGCCUCAAACGCUUCUCGGUCGUGCUGGAGGGCGCGGAGGGGGACGCCGCGGUCGCGUUCAGCCCCGGGCAGGCGGUGUCGGGCCGCGUGGUGCUGGAGCUGGCGGCGGCGGCGCGGCUCGGUGCCCUCCGGCUGCGGGCGAUGGGCGCUGCCCGCGUUCACUGGACCGAGUCCCGCAGCGCCGGCUCCAGCACCGCCUACACGCAGAGCUACAGCGAUCAGGUGGAGUUCCUCAGCCACCGGGACACGCUGCUGGCACCCCCAGACAAUGGUGAAGCCACCGUCCUGCAGGCAGGAAGGCAUGAGUUUCCCUUCACCUUCCAGCUCCCCGAGACCCUGGCUACCUCCUUCGAGGGGAAACACGGCAGCGUGCGCUACUGGGUGAAAGCCAAGCUGCACAGACCCUGGUCAACGGUGAAGAAAGUGAAGAAGGAGUUCACUGUGAUUGAACCCAUCGACAUCAACACUCCUGUGCUGCUGGCUCCCCAAGCAGGUGCUAAGGAGAAACUUGCUCGUGCCUGGUACUGCAAUCGUGGCCAGGUUUCUGUGACUGCCAAGAUUGACCGAAAAGGCUACACCCCAGGUGAGGUCAUCCCUAUCUUUGCUGAGAUUGACAACUGCACAAACCGAGUGGUGGUGCCCAAGGCGGCCAUCAUCCAGACUCAGACCUUCAUCGCCCGGGGCACCAAGAAGCAGAAGAAAUCAGUGGUGACCAGCAUCGUCGGUGACUCCAUUGCAGCGGGGAAGCGGGAAGUCUGGCAUGGGCGAGCACUGAAGAUCCCACCAGUGGGGCCGUCCAUCCUCCAGUGCCGCAUCAUCCAGGUGGAAUACUCCCUGAAGGUUUGUGUGGAUAUUCCUGGGACGUCCAAGCUGCUCCUUGAACUGCCACUUGUCAUCGGAACCAUCCCACUGCAUCCAUUUGGGAGCCGCACGUCCAGUGUCAGCAGCCAGUACAGCAUCAACCUGGACUGGCUGAGCACCAUCCCGGAGCAGCCGGAGGCUCCUCCUGAAUACUCAUCAGUUGUGUCCAGCCCCGAGGCUGAGCAGAGCCUGGCUCCGCCGUGCCGCAGUGAACGGGAUGGCAUCCUGGAAGGUCCCUUCUUUGCCUACAUCCAGGAGUUUCGCUUCCGACCACCUCCACUGUAUUCAGAGAUUGAUCCAAACCCUCCUUCAGACAACAUCCGCCCGCGCUGCAUGACCUGUUGAGAGAAGCGCAUCAGAUGCAGUUGACAGUGUAGUGAUCCCUUGGGAUGAAAGCUUUCACCCUCACAGCACUUGGGUCUGGAAAUGGAGACACAGUGGCUGUGAGACCAGAGCUCCUGCAGUGCCCGAGACCCUGGCUCCACUGCUGCCCUCAACUCUCUUGUUGUGACUGUCCUACAGACCAUCGCCAAGCGUGGUGUCGUGGACUUGUGCAUGGUAGGAGAACACGUGAGACUCCGGUGUGGAGCAGUUCCAUGUGUGGUUGGGCAGAACACGGAGGGUUAAUAACUGCCCCAGAAUUUGGGGGUUAAAACGGGAUGUUCAGCAUGAGCCAGGAUUGCUCUCCCCUUGCCUGCAGUGGCCAUGCUCUGACAACUCCUGUCAUGGAAAACAGGAGCUUGGAGGUAUUUCUCAGGAUCACUAGAGAAUAUUUUGGUGUGGCUUGGGUUUGUCCCAUGGUGAUGCAGAUGAAGCCCUUCUCCUGCAGUAGCUCACCAGGACUGCAGUUCCCUAAGAAAGCAGAAGGCCUUUUUCUGGCCAAAUGAAGCAGAGACUUCAUCCGCUGCUGAUAAUCUUUGCUGUGAGCCUGGUGAUGCCUGCAGGGGGAAUGAUUUUGGAUACCCCACUGAAAUUGUAAAGGCUUCCAUGGGCUGUUACCAGUGCAGAGGGCUUGGGGGACACAUUUAUGAUCUAUGGCAGUGUUUUGGUUCUAUUUACCAAGAACAGGAAAGCUGGUUUCUGUGUGUCAGCACCAAACCUGCGCAGUGUGCUGAUGCCUCCUCCAUGAUGGGGCUGAAACCAGCAAGCCCCAAAUUGCAGUGCAGCCAUGAGGGUGACAUCUCGCUGGUGGCCAGAGAGAAGGAAGCCAGGUCUGAGGCUGGUGGCAGCCACAGAUGCUGAUGGGAGAUGUGGAGUUGAAAUGAGCCCUUCAGGGCCAGGAGUCCUUCUCAGGACGGGCUUGAUCCUGCGCCCAUGGAGGGGUCAGUGGCCCCGGUGCUUUGAGGCCACAGCAGCAACCAGUGCUCACUGGUGUGGGAACCAGGGAGCUGGGUGUUGUAACAGCAGGACCUGAGCAGAGUUUGGGUGCUGAGGACGUUUGCAUUCCCUCACUGAGCCGAUCCUGCCCACAGGGCCGCUUGUUUCCUGCGCACAACCAAAGCCAAGCGCACCUCGGCCCCGUGCUGGGGCCGUGCUCUGCGCCCUGGGAUUGCUCAGAUGAUUCUUUUCUAUCUGUGAACACUUUUGUAACGACCACUCUCGUCUCUGUUCUUUUUGUACUGCUUUUUGUUGGGGAAUUCUUGUUGAAAUAAUAAACUCUUUAAACCCA